CUUCCUAUUUACCAGGAUCCUAGUAAGGGAUAUAUGUAUAUAUGUAUAAGUAUAUAUAAGAUAUAUAUGUAUAAGUAUGUCAGACAAAACUAGUGUUGCAGUUGAGCACAAAAGUUUGCCGUUUGAAGACCACGUCUGGUUGUUAAUAAAAUAAAAUUCAAUUUGACUUUUUUUUAAGUUACUUUUACUUGAGUGAUAAUGAAAGUCCGUCAUUCUAUUUGUUUAUUACUGACUUUUUUUGGAGCUUUUGCUCUAGUUUCUAAGGCAAAUGCCAAGUAUGAUAAUGUUCCACAAGCUAUUUUGAAACGUUAUUUGCCUCAUAUUGAUUGUCUUUUAGAUCGGAAACCAUGUGAUUUUUAUGGAAAAAAAGCAAAAGCACUGAUGCCUGAUUGGUUUAAAAAUGAAUGUGCUAAUUGUGAUUUUAUGAUAAAAACGUAUGCAAAAGAAAUGAUACCAGAAGUUCAAAAAUAUUUCCCUGAUGACUGGCAAUUAAUUAAACAAAAAUACGGUGGUCAAUCAUCAGUUCAAAAAAUCGAUUCCAAUCCAGCCGGAAAAGUUGAUGAUCAAUCAGAGUUUAAAAUAAUUCCAACAUAUCUCGAACCUAGUAUACAACAUUCUCAAUAUCCAGGACACAAAUACCGUCCAGGAACUCCAGUAUCUAAGAAGCCGACAUCUCAAAUUUCAGUUACUGAUGUAUUUUCAAAUAACCCUAGUUAUGGAGCAAAAGCUGUGAUUUGUCUGGUAGAAAAAAAAGGUUGCGAUCCCAUGACGCAGUAUUUUAAAUUAUCUAUGUACCAAUUCAUUAAAACCAAUCAAUGCGUCGGAUGCGAGGUGCCGAAAGUUUUCAAAUGGUAUACAGAUAUGAAGAACUUCUUGGCAAAGAAUUUCCCUCGAGUCUUGAGAGAUAUUAUUGCCACAGGAGGACUCUAAUAAAAAUAAUUUAAACAACAUCAACAUCAAAUUAUACUUCAAAUUGUAUUUUAACACCAUAAUUAAAUGAAUAAAACAAAAAAUUAAUACUGAAUUAAAUCAAAUUAUUCAAUUUACUUAUAGGAUAUUGUCAAAAGGUGAUUAAGAAGGAGCUUCAUUAUAUCUGUAUGACGACAAUGGAACAACAUAUAAAUUAGUUAAACUUAGAAUUCAGUUAUGAGUCAACUUUCGUCAAGAAUGCAGUGAAUUUUAAUUUGUUUUUACUAAUGCGUGACACAAGUUUAUUUAAAUUUUUAAAUUCAGUACUGAAUAAAAAUGCACCAUAUUGGAAAAAUUAUAGUAGCUGUUUUAGCAGCUAUUUCAUUUAAAUUAAGCGGAAAACCAUACCUUGAGCAAAUUGAAUCAGAAAUAAAAAAUAAUUUUUUAAGUAGAUUUUUUUGUCUUAUUGGUGAAGAUUCCUGUGAUGAAUUUGGAGAACGAUUAAAACAUCAUAUGAGUGAUAUUAUUGAAAACCAGUGUUCAAAAUGUUCAUUACAAAUGCAAGCAGUGGGAUGCGUAGCAAUACCGCAUCUACAGAAUGAAUAUCCCGAUUUAUGGGAAUUUCUUUUAAAAAAAUAUGACAAUAAUCAAUCUCAAAAGAAGUCCAUGGAUUCAUAUUUUUUAAAGGCUUAUAACUGUCUUAUUUUUGACCUUAAUUGUGAUUCGUCUCUACAAUUAUUGAGAAAAGCGUUGCCGUUUUUACUAAAGUAUAAUAUUUGUCCAGGAUGCGAUGAUAUAGCUAUGCUAUUUAAUCAACAGUUGAAAUUGGCAAAAAAAAAAUUUCCCGCUUUCUGGAAAGAACUUUGGGACAAAUACGCCUUCUAAAUACUAAGAUCAAAUUUUUUUUACUUUUAAUUGAAAAAUUAAUUAACUAAAUUAUAUUUUUUAAAAUUAUUUAAAUACACUUAUUUAUAAUUAUACGAAUUUUUUUAUACUGCACAAAAAUAAAUUAAGACAAAUAGAAUAAUUAUAAUACUAGAUUAAAAUUUUUAUAAAUUAAAUUAUUUUAAACUAUUAUUGAUGAAAUUUCAAUAUCUAUGAUUGACAUAUUCUGUUAAGACGUCAAAAAUAAAAUUGAUAAUGUCACCAAUUUGAAUGACAG
This is a messenger RNA of Microplitis mediator, 2071 nucleotides long. RefSeq lists its product as uncharacterized. The record is from RefSeq and is a predicted model, not a curated record. Lineage: Eukaryota; Metazoa; Arthropoda; Insecta; Hymenoptera; Braconidae. The transcript has 6 exons. The coding region runs from base 1246 to 1794 and encodes 182 amino acids.